AUGGUUAACUACAAGACAAUAGUUGGCUCUGUCUUAGCCCUCCCGGCCCUUGCUUCUGCCGUCCCCACCCCAGUACCCCCCCUUAGCCCCAGCAGGACCUUCACUGCUAAACAGGUUCUUAUUGGGAACUCUACCGCCAACCCCGUGGGUGAAUAUCUCCGGGCUCUUGCAAAAUACGGUGCUCAUGUUCCUGAUCCAGUCCUCGCUGCUCCCAUCUCUAAUCAGACUGGCUCUGUUAUCACCAAGCCCUCUAAAUAUGAUAUGGAAUAUGCCACUCCUGUGUUAGUUGGUAACAGUACCCUGCUUCUUGACUUUGACACUGGUUCCUCUGAACUAUGGGUCUUUAUCAAUGAAACAAAAGGCCGUGGAUCCCAUAACACAUAUGACCAUAGAACUGGCACCUUGUUCCCUAAUGCCACCUGGCAUGUCACCUAUGGAGACUACAGCUAUGCUAAAGGUAUUGUCUACUGGGACACGGUUAAUAUUGGCGGCGUUAUCGCUCCUAACCAGACUGUUGAGGCCGCUCUACAAGUUAGCGAGUCGUUCAUCCGUGACCUUAAUAACGAUGGCCUCGUUGGAUUAGCGUUUCCUAAUAUCAACAUGAUCUCCCCCGGGCCGCAAAAUACCUUCUUUGCUAACGUUAUGGAUACUCUUGCCAAACCUGUCUUUGCUGUUACCCUCAAGCACCAAGCUCCUGGCUCCUAUGACUUUGGUUUCGUCGAUAAAGACAAGUUCAAAGGCGAACUUAUAUACAAGCCCGUUCGAAAUGAGACUGGAUUUUGGACGUUUAUGAAUGAUGGAUUCUGUAUUGUGAAAUGCGGUUUAACGCCGACUGGCAGGCCAUUCAGGGGUAUUGUCGACACUGGUACUAGUCUCCUCAUCCUCGAUGAUGAUAUCGUCAUGGCCUAUUACAGAUACGUUUCCACUUCCCGUUUCUCCCCCAUGUGGGGUGGUGUGAUCUUUAACUGCAAUUCCAAACUUCCUGCCUUCAUUGUUAAGGUUGAUGACUACCUUGCUAGAGUUCCUGGUAAUCUCAUAAGGUAUGCUUCCCUUGGCGACGGCACUUGCUUCGGCGGUAUACAGUCCAAUCAUGGCCUUCCCCUUAACAUUCUCGGUGAUGUUUUCCUCAAGAGCCAAUUCGCUGUUUUCGUCGGUAAGCCAAAUCCCAUGAUUGGUUUGGCUGCUCAGGCUUAA
Messenger RNA from Talaromyces marneffei, 1194 nucleotides. RefSeq lists its product as uncharacterized. The coding region runs from base 1 to 1194 and encodes 397 amino acids. Lineage: Eukaryota; Fungi; Ascomycota; Eurotiomycetes; Eurotiales; Trichocomaceae. Gene Ontology annotation, molecular function: aspartic-type endopeptidase activity. The record is from RefSeq and is a predicted model, not a curated record. The transcript has 2 exons. Gene Ontology annotation, biological process: proteolysis.